Messenger RNA from Dunckerocampus dactyliophorus (ringed pipefish), 2583 nucleotides. It is a transcript of the gene syvn1, whose product is annotated as synovial apoptosis inhibitor 1, synoviolin. The record is from RefSeq and is a predicted model, not a curated record. Gene Ontology annotation, cellular component: cytoplasm. The transcript is spliced from 16 exons. The coding region runs from base 215 to 2029 and encodes 604 amino acids. NCBI's taxonomy places the organism in Eukaryota, Metazoa, Chordata, Actinopteri, Syngnathiformes, Syngnathidae.
AAGAGCCGGAUGUGAUGUGGCUUCCAGACAGCAAGCCAAAGAUAAACACGUAGUCCGACGAACAGGGGCGAGAAUUAGAAAUACUCCACAAAGGCAGCUGUAAUCCCUCGAAAUGGACUGACUGGCGGGGAGAUAGCUAUCUUAGAAAACGAGGAAACACUUCAUAAACAAGUCUUCCGUAUACAUCGGUUUGAAGCAGUACUCGGAGUCCAAGAUGGUGCGUGCUGCAUUGGUGACAGUCACUAGUCUGGCUUUGACCGCUGCUGUGGUGGCUCAUGCCUACCUCCUCAAACACCAGUUCUAUCCAACUGUCGUCUACCUCACCAAGAGCAGCCCCAGCAUGGCGGUGUUGUACAUACAAGCGUUUGUGUUGGUGUUUCUUCUGGGAAAGUUCAUGAGGAAGGUGUUUUUUGGACAGCUGAGGGCUGCAGAAAUGGAGCAUCUCAUUGAGCGUUCUUGGUAUGCCGUGACGGAAACAUGCCUGGCUUUCACCGUAUUCAGGGACGACUUUUCCCCUCGCUUUGUUGCCCUCUUCACGCUUCUACUCUUCCUUAAGUGCUUCCACUGGUUGGCCGAGGACCGGGUGGACUUUAUGGAGCGAAGUCCGAACAUAUCCUGGGUUUUUCACUUUAGAGUGUUAUCACUGAUGGGGCUGCUGGCAGUCUUGGACGUCCUGUUUGUGAACCACGCCUGUCAAAGCAUUAUCACCCGUGGAGCCUCAGUCCAGCUUGUUUUUGGCUUUGAGUAUGCCAUCCUGUUGACCAUGGUGUUGACAACGUUUAUUAAGUACGUCCUGCACACCGUUGAUCUGCAAAGUGAAAAUCCCUGGGACAACAAGGCAGUCUACAUGCUUUAUACUGAGCUUUUUACAGGUUUCAUCAAAGUGCUCCUGUACAUUGCCUUUAUGACAAUUAUGAUAAAAGUUCACACCUUCCCCCUUUUUGCCAUUCGACCCAUGUAUCUGGCUAUGAGACAAUUUAAGAAAGCCGUAACAGACGCAAUCAUGUCUCGGAGAGCCAUCCGCAACAUGAAUACACUCUACCCUGAUGCUACACCUGAAGACCUACAGGCCUCUGACAACGUUUGCAUCAUUUGUCGGGAGGAAAUGGUGACUGGAGCUAAAAAACUACCUUGUAAUCACAUCUUCCACUCCAGCUGCUUGCGUUCCUGGUUCCAGAGACAGCAGACCUGCCCCACCUGUCGCAUGGACGUCCUGCGGGCAUCGAAUAGCAAUCAGAAUGCUACACCUGCGCAGGCUCCGCCCCCUGCUCCGGUUGCCCCUGCCCAUAACGCUGCCCCACCAGCCAAUGUCGCUCCUGCCAUGUUGCCAGGCUUUCCCCCUGGCCUCUUCCCCUUCUGGGGUCCUUUCCCUCCAGUGCCUCCACCAGCAGCGCCUGGUGCUGCAGAUGCUCCACAGAGUAGCACUGAGGCGACACAGGCUGCUGGUACCAGCCAGUCCACUUCAUCCAGUGCGGACGCAGCCUCAGCAGCUGCUCCAGGCUCCACAAUGCCAGGAUUCCCUUUCUCCAUUCCUCCUCCCUUCCCUAGUGCACCGUGGCUGCCCAUGCCACCACCGCCUCCUCCUUUUAUGUCAUCAAUGCCUCCUCCUCCACCGUCUCUAUCGCGCCUGUCAGAGGAGGAGCUGAGGGAGCUGGAGGUGGAGGGUCGACGGGGCCUGGAGGCCAGACUCCAGUGUCUCCAAAACAUCCACACCCUGCUGGACGCUGCUAUGCUUAACAUCCACCAUUACCUCAGCACCGUCGCCACGCUCACUCCUCCAAGGGCAGACAGCAGCACUGCUUCCUUCUCCACUGCUGGUACCAGCACCGAUGGCCCCAGCCAAGAGAAGAACUCCUCCCCCAGCUUGAGCACAGCCACAGCCCAGAUGGAAGACUCGGCAGAUGGUGAGAGAGCGGAUAAAACUGAUGAAGGAUCAGAGGAUGAAGACGGCGAGCCCAACGCCGCUGAGCUGAGGCGCCGGCGUCUUCGGAAGCUGGAAACGGCAUCACCUGUGCCUCCAGACAAUUGAACACAUGGAGGCAAACGGACCAACAGCAAGGAGCUUUGAACCCAGAUGAUAUGUUGGUGAUGCUUUCUGAGCCCCUCCUCUCUAUGCCUCUCGCCUUCCACAGGAUCCACUUUGAGAUCACGUCAGGCUGCCGGGAUUUUUCCACUCAUGUGACUUGAUUCAUAGCAUGUUUUUUUUUUUUUUCUUCUUUUCACUGCUGUUUGGCCACACAAUAAAUAGUGGAAUGAGAGGACUGCAGGCACUUUUGAUGGACUUAACGUAGGAGACUGUUUAGGUUAGAAUUUGAUGGUUUCAUUGAUGUCGGUGCCUGCACGAUUUGUUUCUCUUUAAUCAGCCAGCUGAGUAGAAGGCUUGUGCACAGUGAUCUUUUCAAGUCUAAACAAUUGAAACAGGAUUGAAACAUUUUCUUUUCUUUGCACUUUUGCAUCCUGUUUUUUUCAACUUUGCAAGUGCUGUAACAUAGAUUUAUUCGAAUGUACAUACUGUAUAAAGAGUUUUAAUAGGGUGAAUUGUACAGAUAGAAUAAACGGACUGAUGAGCGGUGUUGGACAAAC